CCAUGCUGCCGCCCCCACCCCGCGGGCCCAGGGACCAUGGGGGACGCUCCGGGCGCUGAGCAGAGCCUGACCGCGGAGCCCCGGCUGGCCGAGGGGGGAGCAGGAAGCAUUGCCCCGGAGGCACCCCAGCAAGAACCCGGGUUGCUCUACCAGGAGGAAACCAUUGAUCUCGGGGGCGAUGAGUUUGGGUCAGAGGAGAAUGAGGCCGUCUCGGAUGAUUCCAAUAACUUCGCAGACAAGCUCAGCGAGCACAUGAUGGAGAGCGUCCUCAUUUCGGAUUCCCCGAACAACAGCGAAGACGACACAGGCGACCUGGGCGGUGACCUUGGUGGGGCGCAGGAUGUCCGGGAGCCUGCAGGAGGCAGUGCUGAUCGCAGCCCGGACAGUGUCCCGGGCCGAGGCAAAGGCACCGUGGAUACGCCCAGUCCUGACAGUGAGAGCGAUGGAGACAAGGCACCGAAGGGCGUCUCGGAAGGCACUCCUGGCGCCAGGGCGGCCUUGAAAGCAGACCCGGAGCCGGAAGGUAAAGGCUUGCCCGCCUGUGAGCAUGACGAUGCUGGGGAGCCGGGCCCCAGGCACCAGGGCCCACCCCCUCCCAAGGACGUGCCCGUGCCCGUGUGCACCAUCUUCAGCCAGGCCCCGGCCGCGGCCGCCCAGCCCAGCCCUUUCCUGCAGGACGGCUUCGAGUCCCAGAUGGUGAAGUCGCCCAGCUUCAGCGGCCCCAGCCGGCCGGCCUCUGGGACGCCUCCCCCGGCGGUCCAGCCCAGCCCCAGCCUGAGCACGUUCUUUGGGGAGACCGCCAGCGCCAGCUCCCUGGCCUCGGACUUCUUUGAUUCCUUCACCACCUCCGCGUUCAUUUCCGUCAGUAACCCCCACGCCGGCACGGCGGUUCCCGGUCAGCCGUCUCCACUCGCCUCCCCAGGGACGGAGAGCUCAGAGCCAGCUGUGCCCCCAGCCUCGCUGGAAACCCCUCCGUCCCCGAAGCCCUUCUCCCAGAUCCAGGCCGUGUUCGCAGGGAGCGAGGACCCCUUCGCCACCGCCCUGAGCAUGAGCGAGAUGGACCGCAGGAGCGAUGCCUGGCUGCCUGGGGAGGCGACCAGGGACGUCCUCGUCUCGGUGGCCACGCAGCAGUACCGCACCGUGUUCGUCGACAAGGAGAACCUCACCAUGCCGGGCCUCAAGUUCGACAACAUCCAGGGAGAUGCCGUCAAGGACCUGCUGCUGCGCUUCCUGGGGGAGAAGGCGGCGGCGCGGAGGACGGUGGCGGACGCCGGCGCGGUGGAGCAGUCCUUCGUCGGCUUGAAGCAGCUCAUUAGCAGCAGAAACUGGAGGGCGGCGGUGGAUUUCCACUAAGAACAGUGGGAACAAAGCGGGUUUCAAACCCCAAAUUCAACUCCACGUGCGCAGCUGUGGUUCGUGCGGCUGGCGCUGCUGGUGAAGCUGGGCCUGUUCCAGAACGCGGAGCUGGAGUUCGAGCCCUUCGGCAGCCUGGACCAGCCCGACCUCUACUACGAGUACUACCCGCACGUGUACCCGGGGCGCAGGGGCUCCAUGGUUCCCUUCUCCAUGCGCAUCCUGCACGCGGAGCUGCAGCAGUACCUGGGGAACCCGCAGGAGUCACUGGACCGGCUGCACCGGGUGAAGGCUGUCUGCAGCCAGAUCCUGGCCCACCUGGAGCAAGGCCUGGCCGAGGACGGGAGCAUGAGCAGCAUCUCGCCCGAGAACAGGCAAGCCUCCGUGCAGCUGUGGCGGUCCCGCCUGGGCCGGGUGACCUGCUCCAUGGCCAACUGCCUGCUCCUGAUGAAGGACUACGUGCUGGCCGUGGACGCCUACCGCUCCGUCAUCCAGUUCCACCCCGAGCAGGAGCCGCAGCUGCUCAGUGGCAUCGGCCGCAUCUUCCUUCAGAUUGGAGACAUAAAAACGGCCGAGAAGUAUUUUCAGGACGUGGAGAAAGUGACACAGAAGCUCGACGAGCCGCAGGGGAAGAUGAUGGUGCUGAUGAACAGAGCUUUCCUUCACCUCGGCCAGAACAACUUCGCAGAAGCCCACAGGUUCUUCACAGAGAUCUUGAGGAUUGACCCCACAAAUGCAGUGGCCAACAACAACGCGGCCGUGUGCCUGCUGUACCUGGGCCGGCUCAAGGACUCGCUGCGGCAGCUGGAGGCGCUGGUGCAGCAGGAGCCCGGGCACUGCCUGCACGAGAGCGUGCUCUUCAACCUGACCACCAUGUACGAGCUCGAGUCCUCCCGCAGCGCGCAGAAGAAGCAGGCGCUGCUCGAGGCGGUCGCCGGCCGCGAGGGCGACAGCUUCAACACGCAGUGCCUCAAGCUGGCCUAGCCCCACACGCCGAGGCUCUGGCUCCUGGGAACUGCGCACGGGAGCCACCGGGCGGGGCUGGCGGUCCCGUGAGGCCUCGCUAACCCUCCCGACUGGGGUGUCGGGGCCUCGUGCUGCUGACUCCUGGAGGCGGGGCUACUUGGUUUGUCAGUUCUGAACGUCCUCAGAGGAGAGUGGGAAGAUGGACUAUAAACUGUUCCCAUACGCCUGGGCGUCGGGGCAUUUGUAACUGUGCAGGGGACACCACGGGACAACACCCUUCCUCCCAGCCCAGAGGGACCCAUCGUCUCGCCAUCGGCGCUUUCCAGCCCAGGCAUGAAAGGAGACAGCUGCUUACUUAUUUCUAAAGUUUAUUGAUGAGAGACACCCA
Molecule: messenger RNA, 2707 nt
Organism: Myotis davidii
Lineage: Eukaryota; Metazoa; Chordata; Mammalia; Chiroptera; Vespertilionidae
Gene: TRAPPC12
Product: trafficking protein particle complex 12
Exons: 13
Cellular component (GO): TRAPP complex; Golgi apparatus
Molecular function (GO): protein binding
Source: RefSeq, a predicted model, not a curated record